AAAAAACCUUAAACAAUGACCAAACCUUUUCUCACCAAACAAUGCCCAAAACCUUCCAAAUCCACCAGUACCACCUCAUCAGCGAUGAAAUCGACGGCACAUGUGCCAAUCUGUACUCAAAUCCCGGCCGUGACCCCACCUCCGGCUACUUCUUCAGUGCACCCUCCAGUCCAAUGCAGUUCUUCGUCUUAUCCACUUUCCCUCCUCCUCCAUCUUCUAAACCAACUACUACGUAAUACUAUUGCUUUCUACUCUACUGCUCCUCGACUAUGUCUGGAUCGAUCGACUUUGAUUUUUCUUCUAACUUCUCACCAAACGUUUCCAUACCUAAUGAAUCGAUGAUGUCUGCGGACGAGUUGUUCUUGAACGGUCAGAUCCGACCGAUGAAGCUUUCGUCUCCCCUGCAGACCUUGGCUCCGUUGUUAGAUCUGGACGUUGAAGAGGAGCAAGACAAAGAGAACGGCAACAUCAUCAAGGAUUCCUAUUGUGAAAAUCGUCAAGAUUCGGUUACGAGAGGGAGGGAUCUUAGUUCACGCAACAUAUCUCUUCACAGAAAAACCAGAUUGAUGUCACGGCUUAGAACAGAGCAGUUCUUUUGGCAAGACGAUAAUGCAUUUGAGUCAAAACAAGCUGAUGAGAAUAAAAAGGGUGGGACUCCGCCAAUAGACACGACGCUGUCCUGUUCGUCUUCGUCUUUGUCUUCAAGGUCUUCGUCUUCUGGAAGCAACUCGAAGAAGUGGAUAUUUUUGAAGGAUCUAUUGCACAGAAGCAAAAGCGAAGGUGGAGGUAACAACAAGGACAAGUUCUGGCCUAAUAUCACGUUUUCGCCUGUGAAAGAGAAGAAACUAGCUUCGUCAUCUGUCUCGCCAUUCUCAUUCUCUUCAAGAGAUGACAAGGAUAAGAAUCGCAUGCGCACAGAAAUACACAAGGGAAACAAACAGGUUCGGAUGAAAAAUGGGGUUGCCGCAAAACCUGCCAACGGCAUGGCGAAGCGGGCAUCGGCUCACGAGUUGCAUUACACUGCAAAUAGGGCACAGGCGGAGGAGAUGAAGAAGAGGACCUAUUUGCCGUACAGACAAGGGUUGCUCGGAUGUCUAGGGUUCAGCUCCAAGGGUUAUGGCGCUGUUAAUGGAUUCACUAAGACUCUGAAUCCUGUCUCCUCGAGGUAAAAAAGAUUGAGCUAGAUGUUGUAAAAUUGUAUACUACUAGCCUGUAAGUUUUCAUGUUAAUUAUGCUCUGUAAUGUAGAGAAUCUAGAGAUCACCAUCGCUGAUUUGUCUCUCCAGAGACGAAGUUAUUCGGUUCUGUGAUC
Molecule: messenger RNA, 1311 nt
Organism: Rhododendron vialii
Lineage: Eukaryota; Viridiplantae; Streptophyta; Magnoliopsida; Ericales; Ericaceae
Exons: 1
Coding region: 270-1169 (299 amino acids)
Source: RefSeq, a predicted model, not a curated record